AUGGACCAAAUUCCACCGUACGAAUUCCAAAAGUAUGUGUUCGCUGCUCGUGCUGCAGUUGUUGGCUGCUCAUCAUUUGAGGUAAGUCACAUAUUUUAUUUUAGAUAGAUCUUCUCAUAAUAAAUUUUCAGCUUCUCCUCAUAUUAUUUGGAUCGUUGGGAGAUUCUGGUUUCCUUUCCAAGCUCAUCUAUUUUCUUGUUCUUGGUGCCUCAGCUGCUGUUUCAGCACACAACAUUGCAUUGAAUGUGGAUGGCCGUGAUGAAAUCAAGCGAGCUCUUUCUUCCACAGAAAAUGAGGUUCGCGGAAAAUCAGCUGCUCUUGUAUUGGUUCCACCAUUUGCCGGAGUAUUUGUUUUCCUUUGUGUUUCUGGUCACGCAUUCUUCUCAUUGUUCGUUUUGAUUCACGUGCUCGCAUCGGUUGGACAACUCGGAAUUGAGGCAUACGAAGUAAGCAGAGGAAGUGGAGGAGGCGGUGAUGGUGCUGCUGCCCCGACUGUCGCAUCAGGUGUUGCACCAACAAGUGUUGCACCACCAACUGAACCAUCUCCAGCUCCACCACAAUAGAGGAAUCAUGUUUAUUUGCUCUUUUUCUACUUGUAGUGUUUUAGAAUAAACGAUUUAUUUCGAAAUUUGAAUGAUGAUGACGUCGGGGUAGCAACAUUUCCAACAAAAAACCUAUAGUAGUUGAUAUCUAUUACCACAGGCUUCACAAGGUGGUGGUAAUAGUGUGACUGGUCAACUUCCAACUCAAUCUCAACCUAUUUAAAAAUACAGAUCUGAAUAAAUAUUUGACCAUUGAAUUGUUUUUGCAGGUAAUCAAAUACGGAAAUUUGGAACCAAAGAUAGCAAUUGUGCCACCAGCUGAUAAAGCACAAAAGGCUGCAACUUAUGAUCCAAACUAUCAAACAUUGAAUCAAGUCAAUGAUAAUGUAUUCACGAAAUGA
Messenger RNA from Caenorhabditis angaria, 943 nucleotides. The record is from the annotation of a GenBank genome assembly. Lineage: Eukaryota; Metazoa; Nematoda; Chromadorea; Rhabditida; Rhabditidae.